Messenger RNA from Ruditapes philippinarum (Manila clam), 1044 nucleotides. Its product is annotated as LHFPL tetraspan subfamily member 2a protein-like. Gene Ontology annotation, cellular component: membrane. The transcript has 4 exons. NCBI's taxonomy places the organism in Eukaryota, Metazoa, Mollusca, Bivalvia, Venerida, Veneridae. Bases 155 to 868 code for a protein of 237 amino acids. The record is from RefSeq and is a predicted model, not a curated record.
CAUGCAUAUCUUUUGUUUUAAGGACAAGAUAAUUCAAUCAUGCAAAAAAUAAUAAUGUUUUACACACAGUCAUUACAAGUCCUUUAAAUGCAAGUCGCUUUAUUUGAAGAUCACUAUUUGGAGUUUGGAUUUACAAAUGUGUCAUAGGUAAAAGAUGUGCCAAGUAAUCAUAACGUGUCGGUCCAUUUUCUGGACGUUACUCACCAUAGCAACGACCCAGAUAAUGAUCGCCUCCGUCAUGUCACCACAAUGGAUGAUAGGUUUCGAACGUAAAACUGGACUUUUAACGUUAAAAGACAUAGAUAACAACACGGUCUCUGACGGAAGUAAGGACAUGUUUAAACCAACUAUCGGAAUUAUUAAUCGCUGCACGAGACUUCAUAAAUUCCAAAAUAUUCUAAAAAGAGAAAAUUGUGCGACUUUUGUUAGAGACUUUGCGAUGCCAAAUUCACAGUUUCCAGAUGCAUGGAAGGCGUCGUUCGUGUUUUUCUGUGUUGGAUCUGUUUUACUCGUGUAUACCAUGGGGGCGUCAGUAAUGAGCAUAUGUGUACAGUCUAUGUGCGGAAAAAGCAUAUUUAACGUGUCGGGGCUAAUACAAAGUAUUGCAGGUUUAUUUUGUGUGAUUGGCCUAUUGUUAUAUCCUGUUGGAUGGUCAUCAGAGAAAGUGAAGUUUUAUUGUGGAGAACAAUCUGCAGCGUAUAACAUGGAUAUGUGCAAACUGGGCUGGUCCUUCUACCUGUGCAUCUUUGCCGUGAUUAUGGUAUUUGUGUGUUCAAUCCUGUCCGUCGGUGCCGAGCGAGCCACGUCUAGUCGUAAAGUCGAGGAUGAAGUCAUCGAAGGAAAGGCCUUGAUCUGUGUCAUGGCAUAGAGACAGGAAGGAAAUUGAACUUCAGACUUUUAUACGUUCAACAUACUAAAAAGUCUUGUGUUCGAACAUGAUUUUUUACAAUGAAUCGUUUUUUAUUAAUGAAUUUUUGAUAUCAUACAAAAGUAUUUAAAAGCUGUGCUGUUAAAACAGGAUAGAGUUGAUAAUAGACAGUUUAU